Eimeria necatrix is the source of this 525-nucleotide messenger RNA. Its product is annotated as WD domain, G-beta repeat-containing protein, putative. The transcript has a single exon. The record is from RefSeq and is a predicted model, not a curated record. NCBI's taxonomy places the organism in Eukaryota, Apicomplexa, Conoidasida, Eucoccidiorida, Eimeriidae. Bases 1 to 525 code for a protein of 174 amino acids.
AUGCCUCGCUCUGCUGGAGGGCAGUACGAGCCGCUGGCAAUCGUGCCAGCAGCAGCAGCAGCAGCAGCAGCAGCAGCAGCAAACCCCUUGAGCUGCGGGGGCCCCCUUUCUGGCUCUCGGCGGCUGCAGCAGGCUUUGAGUUUGGAGUGUAUGGACAGGUUGGGUGGCCCUGUGAGUUGCUGCUGCUUCCUGCCGCCGCUGCAGCGCAGCAGCAGCAGCAGCAGAGCAGCAGCAGCAGCAGCAGCAGACUCCGACGAAGAGCAGCAGCAGCAGCAGGAGGACAGCGACGACGGCGACAUCGAAGCCCUGCUGCAGCGCAGCAGCAAACGCAAACAGCAGCAGCAGCAGCAGCAGCAGCAGCAGCAGCGGCUCAGCAGCAGCUGGCUGCUGGCAGAAGGCACUCGUGUCUUCAGCACGAGCUGCAGCAGCAGCAGCAGCAGCAGCAGCAGCAAAUCUGAGCCCGUCAAGUUCUUCUCUGCCAAGUCCCCAGUCACGGCCCUUGCCGCGAGAUCAGGCAAACCCUAA